Molecule: messenger RNA, 1557 nt
Organism: Fusarium venenatum
Lineage: Eukaryota; Fungi; Ascomycota; Sordariomycetes; Hypocreales; Nectriaceae
Product: general substrate transporter
Biological process (GO): carbohydrate transport; transmembrane transport
Cellular component (GO): membrane
Molecular function (GO): carbohydrate:proton symporter activity
Source: RefSeq, a predicted model, not a curated record
AUGAGAACCUGGUUCGGGCGCGGCAAAAAGCUGCAGCGCGCAGUCACAUCAUGUUGUCUCUGCGCCUUUGUCCUUUACGGCUACGACCAAGGCGUCUUUGGAGGUAUUCUCGAGAACGAGGACUGGCUACAACAAUUUGGUCAUCCCGGUGAUACUCUAACUGGCUUCAUUGUUUCAAGCUACAACCUGGGAUGUCUUGUCGGCUGCUUCAUGAAUUUUAUGCUUGGUGAGAAGCUCGGUCGCAGAUGGACCAUCUGGGUCGCCAUGGGAUGGAUUCUCGUGGGAGCUGCAUUACAAGCGACUGCGUUUACGCGCAGCCACCUUAUCGUCGGGCGAAUUGUUACUGGUGUUGGCACUGGCCUGAAGACGUCUACGGUGCCUAUGUACCAAUCUGAGCUCUGUGAAGGCACCAAGCGAGGUCGCCUCGUAUCAGCUGAAGUCAUGUUCGUCGGUAUAGGUAUUGCAUUUGCCUACUGGUGGGACUUUGCCUUUAGUUUUGUCGGAGGAGCGUUUGCGUGGCGCUGGCCCAUCGCGUUUCAAGCAGUGUUUGCCUUUUGGGUUAUCUUUGUCGUAUUCGGCGUACCCGAAUCUCCACGUUGGCUUCUUAAUCAUGGGAAGCGACAAGAAGCGACCGAAGUACUUUCCUCUAUCUACGACAAGCCCAUCGAUCAUCCCGACAUCAUUCGAGAGGUCAAUUCCAUCGAGGCCGCUUUGUCGACUGAGGCUGAAGUUGAAGGAAGCACGACUUGGGCUUCGACGUUUCGGAAGGAUAAAGUCAGUACGAGAUAUCGGGUUUUUCUGGCCUGGUUUGUUCAGUUCAUGAAUCAAGCGGGUGGUAUUAAUCUGGUGGUUUACUACAUCCUAACUGUUCUUACCAGCAACGUUGGACUAGAACACAAACUCGCACAAAUCAUCGCAGGAUGUAUCCAACUCAUGUUCCCCAUCGGUUCGCUUCUUCCCACUCUAGCUUUAGACAAGAUGGGUCGACGAUCAACAAUGAUGUGGGGAUCAGCUGGACUUUCCUUCUCCAUGAUGAUGGUAGCUGCACUUUUAUCCCAAGCCGACGAUACAUCUAGAGGAAGAGCAUUUGCUGCUGGAUCGGUUGCCUUCUUCUUUACGUAUAUGCUCAUCUUUGGUGCGAGCAUGAACUGUGUUCCUUGGGUCUACGUCCCCGAGAUUCUUCCUCUCCAUGCCCGAACUAAAGGCACUGCUAUUGGAGUUAGUUCAAACUGGCUUUGGAAUUUUACAGUGGUCAUGAUUACACCCAUCCUCAUUAAUCGCCUCCAAUGGAAAGCCUACCUCAUCUUCAUGGCAACCAAUUUAGUUUUUGUUCCAAUCAUUUUCUUUUUAUAUCCAGAGACUUCCAAUCUAGCCCUUGAAGAGGUCGAUUACAUCUUUGCUCGGGGUGGGAAUGCUGUCCAUGUGGCUAGUGAGAUGCAGAAGGAACUUGCUCUCCACGGACACUUGUCUGAUGAUAGACAUCUCAGAAGGGCUAGCAAUACGACCGAAAAGCCUAAGGAGAGGCAAGAUGAGUUCGUUGAGCAUGCGCAUCCUUGA